Messenger RNA from Linum trigynum, 3930 nucleotides. The record is from the annotation of a GenBank genome assembly. Lineage: Eukaryota; Viridiplantae; Streptophyta; Magnoliopsida; Malpighiales; Linaceae.
AAAUUACCAAAAUGUCAAAUGAAAAUAAAUUGGCCCAAAUCGCUGCUUCAUGGACUUAUAAUCCGUGGAGAAUAGGAUCAAUAGACUUCAUUAUCUGUGUAGAAUAGCCUCGGCCUGAUUCCGUGAUCUGCAGUCUCCAGAAUAGAAAGAAAAUGACAUUUCAGAAAAAUCGCCUGAAAACUGUGAUGAUACCCCUUUGGAAUCUGCCAAAAAUUGACCCGGAAUAAAUCCUCCAAAAUUGGUGCUAAAUAGACUUAAUCGUAGUUGAAGAAUAUCCUCAGGCUGAAUCUGUGAUCUGUAGCCUUAGAAAUCCAAAGAAAAAGGCCUUUCGCCGCCCAAAAAUUACCAAAAUGUCAUCCGAAAAUAAAUUGGCCCAAAUUGGUGCUUCAUGAACUUAUCAUCCAUGGACAAUAGGAUCAAUAGACUUCAUUAUCGGCGUAGAAUAGCCUCGGCCUGAUUCGAUGAUCUGCAGUCUCCAGAAUAGAUAGAAAAUGACAUUUCGGAAAAAUUGCCCGAAAUCGGUGAUGGUAUCCCUUUGGAAUCUGCCAAAAAUUGACCAGGAAUAAAUCCUCCCAAAUUGAUGCUUAAUGGAUUUAAUCAUAGUUGAAGAAUAUCCUCAGGCUGAAUCUGUGAUCUGUAGCCUUAGAAAUCCAAAGAAAAUGGCCUUUCGCCGCCCAAAAAUUACCAAAAUGUCAUCAGAAAAUAAAUUGGCCCAAAUUGGUGCUUCAUGGACUUAUAAUCCGUGGAGAAUAGGAUCAAUAGACUUCAUUAUCGGUGUAAAAUAGUCUCGACCUGAUUCCGUGAUCUGCAUCCUCCAGAAUAGAAAGAAAAUGACAUUUCGGAAAAAUCGCCCGAAAUCUGUGAUGGUACCCCUUUGGAAUCUGCCAAAAAUUGACCCGCAAUAAAUCCUGUCAAAUCGGUGCUAAAUGGACUUAAUCAUCGUUGAAGAAUAUCCUCAGGCUGAAUCUGUGAUCUGUAGCCUUAGAAAUCCAAAGAAAAUAGCCUUUCGCCACACAAAAAGUACCAAAUGUCAUCCGAAAUAAAUAUGCCUGACUCACUUCUACUGUCACUCUAGGAAUUGGCCAAGUGAAACCACUUCCCAAAGCGUAGUAUAGCGGGUUUAGGUUUAAAUGUCAACCCGGGUCCUAGAUCUGAUGACUACUCAGUGAAUUCUUGUUAUCUAGCAAUGAAACUGGCAUGCAAAUCUAAACUAUCAAACUAACAAAGCAAGUAAACUGUUGUAUUCAGGUUAAGAGAAGUCACCCGGAUAUGGUUCCCCCUAGACUGCAGUUAAGCCGGAUUGUAAUUACCAAGUUCAGUUUCUAUGAUAGUUAUACUGCGGAAGGUUCUUAAACAGCCUGAAGUCUCGACUAAAGGUCUUAAGACCCUCUCAAUCUGAGUCUCUAGCGGGCGACUAACCUCCACCGGAGUAAACAGAUUGAGGCCUUAACAAACAAAACCUCCACUACCGGAGUAAAUCCGGUACAGAAUAGUGAGUUGGCUCCUCGACUAAAGUCACCAACUCCCUACCUUCAAUCAAGGAUGCUCUAUCAACCUAGGCAGAUAUUCUCAUUCUAGGUUAAAGCAGAAACAACAGGAAUUUGAUCAGGAUUCAAGUCAUUCAAUCAUUCAAACCUCAAUCGAAUAUAAUCAAAUCAUAGAAUCAGUACUUGGGUUCAUACAAUCAAAGCCUAACAUACAAAUCUAGGGUUCUCCAUACCCAGAUGAAUGGGAGAACUACUCCAUGGAGAAAGAUGCAAAAGCAGAAUCAGACGCGGAAUUCAUACCGUGAAGGAUGGAUUCCUGCUCCUGGACGUUGAUCGGCACUUCUCCAAGCUCAAACUGGCCUCCAAUGGUGUUGAAAAUACAUCUAGGGCACUUGGAGACUCUUGUUCGUCGCUUUCUCUCUCUAGGAAUUGCUCUGUCUCUCUAAAACUCGAAUCCCCUUCUGUUUGGCUGAAAAUCUGCUUAAAAGGGCAUCAGUGGCCAAAGCACGGUCGAGGGCACGGCCGGGUAAUGCCUCAGCCCGCCCGUGCUUUGGCUAGGGUUAAUUACACUAGGAGAAACACGGCCGUGCUUUUGGGAGGACACGGCCGUGCUUUGGUGAAGCACGCCCGUGUUCUAUCUCAGCCAUGCCCGUGUUUUGGCCAAUGUGGUCCAAACUCGAAUUAGCUCUCGGCAGUAAAAGUACGGUCACAGAACACGGCCGUGUUCUGUUUUAGGUGUGCCCGUGUUUUGGCUCCAGCUCACCGAAAUGACUUCUGAAUGCCUCGAAACUCGUGCUUAGCCUUUCCUUUGACGCCUGGGACCUGAAAUAUGACAAAAUAGCACAACCCGGCGUAAAAUAGGCCAAAAAUACACGACUAUGCCCCUCAAACGGAUAAGAACUAGGGGCGCAAAUUCGUGCAAUUACAUCGUUAUCAAUGCCCAAAUCAGUGCCUCAUGGACUUAUCAUCCAUGGACAAUAGGAUCAAUAGACUUCAUUAUCUGUGUAGAAUAGCCUUGGACUGAUUCUGUGAUCUGCAGACUCCAGAAUAGAAAGAAAAUGACAUUUCGAAAAAAUCGCCCGAAAUCUGUGAUGGUAGCCCUUUGGAAUCUGCCCAAAAUUGACCCGCAAUAAAUCCUGCCAAAUCGGUGCUAAAUGGACUUAAUCAUCGUUGAAGAAUAUCCUCAGGCUAAAUCUGUGAUCUGUAGCCUUAGAAAUCCAAGGAAAAUGGCCUUUCGCCGCCCAAAAGUUACCAAAAUGUCAUCCGAAAUAAAUAUGCCCAAUCGGUGCUUCAUGGACUUAUCAUCCGUGGAGAAUAGGAUCAAUAGUCUUCAUUAUCGAUGUAGAAUAGCUUCGGCCUGAUUCCGUGAUCUGCAUCCUCCAGAAUAGAAAGAAAAUGACAUUCGGUAAAAUCGCCCGAAAUCUGUGAUGGUACCCCUUUGGAAUCUGCCCAAAAUUGACCCGGAAUAAAUCCUCCCAAAUCGAUGCUUAAUGGACUUAAUCAUCGUUGAAGAAUAUCCUCAGGCUGAAUCUGUGAUCUGUAGCCUUAGAAAUCCAAAGAAAAUGGCCUUUCGCCGCCCAAAAAUUACCAAAAUGUCAUCCGAAAAUAAAUUGGCCCAAAUUGGUGCUUAAUGGACUUAUCAUCCGUGGAGAAUAGGAUCAAUAGACUUCAUUAUCGGUGUAGAAUAGUCUCGACCUGAUUCCGUGAUUUGCAGCCUCUAGAAUAAAAAGAAAAUGACAUUUCGGAAAAAUCGCCAGAAAUCUGUGAUGGUACUCCUUUGGAAUCUGCCAAAAAUUGACACGGAAUAUAUCCUCCCAAAUUGGUGCUUAAUGGAUUUAAUCAUCGUUGAAGAAUAUCCUCAGGGUGAAUCUGUGAUCUGUAGACUUAGAAAUCCAAAGAAAAUGGCCUUUCACCGCCCAAAAAUUACCAAAAUCCUCCCAAAUCGGUGCUUAAUGGACUUAAUCAUCGUUGAAGAUCAUCCUCAGGCCGAAUCCAUGAUAUGUAGCCUUCAAAAUCCAAAGAAAAUGGAUUUUCAUCGUCCAAUAAAUUCAUAAAAUGCCAUCCGAAAAUAAAUUGGUCGAAAUCGGUGCUUCAUGGACUUAUCGUCCGCAGAGAAUAGGAUCAAUAGACUGCAUUAUCGGUGGAGAAUAGUCUCGGCUUGAUUCCGUGAUCUGCAGCCUCAAGAACCGAAAGAAAAUGGUAUUUCGGAAGAAUCACAAAAAAUCUGUGAUGGUACCCCUUUCAAAUCUCUGCCAAAAACUGACCCCGAAUAAAUCCGCCAAAAUUGGUGCUUAAUGGACUUAAUCAUCAUUGAAGAAUAGUCUCAGGUCAAAUCCGUAAUCUGUAGCCUUCAAAAUCCAAAGAAAAUGGUCUUUCGGCGUUCAAAGAAUUACCAAAAUGCCAUCCAAAAAUAAAUUGGCCCAAAUAGAUACUUCAUGGACUU